UUUUUAAGGGCAGCGCAGAAGGAACCGCUUCCCCUUGGCCUCAGCGGGCAAGGCCUUACCGGUUGGAUUUCUGGCCGGUGAGAACUCGGAGCCUUACCCAACGGUAUGGGCAGUUCCAUUGGUCUGAGUCCUGGUGCGUUUGGCUGCCUCCCCGCUGGCCUCUGCCGCGAAUUCAUAGAAAUCCCGAGCGAGGCCAGGCAGGAGUCUGCAGACGUGGAGUCCAGCGCGGGUUGGCCUGGGGGAUGCCAGCUGAGGUUGCCUGGGGAAGGCAGUGCCCGCCUGAGCCCAGCAGAGGCCCGCUGCAGUGGAUGGGUCUGGGGUGCUUCUCCAACCCAGCGCUUUCCCAGGGUGUUGGACUUCAACUCCCACGGUGCUCAGCCAGUCCGUUGGCAGGUGGGAGCUCCAGUCCCACGCGUUCUCGGCUAGGAGGAGGCUGAUCUGAUGAAUCGAGAGGCGGUUUGUGGAGGAACCCGGUCAGAUGGCGCGAUGGAUGUGCUGCGGUCCGCUUCCCUCAGGACCUUUGGGGGCAGAUGCUGAGCCCCCCCUUCUGUUAAGCGGAGUCACUGUUUCACCCCAGCUCUCUCCCUCUUCGACAGGGUUAUCUGGGGACCCAGCAGAGCUUGGAGGGAGACCACUGACAGCGGCCUCUGAACCACCUGCAGGGAUCUCCCGAUGGAAGGCGCAGGCGGGUGCUGAUCCGACAUCGCCAGGAGCGGGAUCCCUUCCCUCGGAAGACGGGGACCAUGGCAGCGCCAGGGUACCAUGUUCCACAGCCAGGAUAUCCUGUUGCUUCUCCCCCUUACCCCGUUGUGCCACAACCACACGCUGGGCCCUCUGCACCAAGCCCAGGGUUCAAUGUCUAUUCUGCUGCUGGCCACGGGGCUGGCCACGUUGCUCCGCCCCAGCCUCCACCCCGAGGAUAUCGGGACCACGCUGCUACGCCUCAACAUCACCAGCCGCCAGAUCCCCACGUGGCCAUCACCCCUUACCUGCCUGUGGCAACCAGCAUCCCCCCUGGCUUGGAGUACCUUACCCAGGUGGACCAAAUUUUGAUCCAUCAGAAAGUGGAACUUGUGGAAGCCUUCAUCGGCUUUGAAGGCAACAACAAGUACGAGGUGCGGAACAGCCUGGGCCAGCACAUCUUCCACGCGGAAGAGCAGAACGACUGUUGCACGCGCAACUGCUGCGGCUCCCUGCGCCGUUUCUCCAUGCGGCUGGACGACCCCACCGGCCGCGAAGUCAUUCGCCUGGUCCGGCCGCUGAAGUGCGUCAGCUGCUGGUUCCCCUGCUGCCUUCAGGAGAUGGAAGUGCAGUGCCCCCCGGGCACCACCAUCGGGUACGUGGUGCAGACGUGGCAUCCGUUCACGCCCCGGUUCUCCAUCCAGAACGUCGAGAAGGAGACGGUGCUGCGCGUUUUGGGGCCCUGCUUUGCCUGCAGCUGCGGCGGGGAUGUCAGCUUUGAGGUGAAGACGCGGGACGAGUCGCGCGGGGUGGGCCGGAUCAGCAAGCAGUGGAGCGGCCUCAUCAAGGAGAUCUUCACUGAUACGGACAACUUUGGGAUCCAGUUCCCCAUGGACCUGGACGUGAAGGUCAAAGCGGUGCUGCUGGGCGCAUGCUUCCUCAUCGAUUUCAUGUUUUUCGAGAAGACGGGAGAAGUUGGACAGAGGAGCUCCGUGAUCACAAGCUGAAAUCAUCUCAAAUUACGGACGAUUCCCCCAGUUCUGACCAGAAGGAGAGUGUGUGUGCACGUGUGUGUGUGUGUGUCUAACAGCAAUGGAGCAGGGCGACGGGAUUAGGGCCGUGUUCUCUUCCGGGUCUGUGUGCCGAUGCGCUUGAGGGUCUCGUAGUGGCCGAGAACUCAUGCCGGGUCUGUAGCCAGACGGUCAAGCAUCCGCCCUCCCUUCCCAGGAGCUGGUGAAAGCCGUGGGAUUGGCUGGUCAUCGGACGGUUCUUCUGCACCAACCUUGCGAGACUGUCCCGGGCCCUGUAUCUGCGGUCCCCUGGCUGAGGAUUCUGGGAGUUGAAGUCCAGCUCUCUGAAGGGCUCCCGGUUGGGGAAGGUUGGGUUUGGUCUGUGAGUUUAAAGCCGGGGUGGUGAUUCUGGAACAGCAGCUGCAGCGCCAGGUUUGAGCAAGUCCCCUGAGCAGUUCACGGGGAAAUGCUUGACCUAGAAAAGACGGCUGUCUGCGCUCAGCUGCGUUGGCGUGCCUGCCCAGGUUCUGGAUGAUGGGGCCAGGGGGGUCUGCAGGGUGUGGUCAAACAGGUCAAGAUGGUGGCUUUGAUGGUGUAAACAAAACUCUGUUUUGCACAUAAAGCCAGGCAGAGCCUUGCCCUCUAAACCUGAAGAAAGGAACCUUAGAGUGGUAUUUUGCAAACUUGGCACUUUUAAGACGUGUGGACUUCAACUCCCAGAAUUCCCCAGCCAGCCUUGCCGGCUGGGGAAUUCUGGAAGUUGAAGUCCACACAUCUUAAAGUCGCUGAGGUUGAGAAACACUGCCUUAGAGAGAGGUUUUAUUGCUUAAAUGUUCCUCUGUGGAGUUACCGCAAUCGGUAGGGAAGGAUGGCGGUGCCCCAAAGGUUAUCCAGACCUUCAGGGAGAAGAGGGAAGGAAUCAGCCAUCCGAGAGAUGCUGCAGGCAGAUUAUUAAAAAAAGGGCACUUUAUAAUUCCAGAUUGGCAGCAGUGCUGCAGCCUUUCCCAAAGAAACUGUCUGAACAAUUGGGGCAGAGGCAAAAAAAUAAGUGCGUGUUAAAGAAAACAACAACCAGUCAUUGGUUUAACAAAGGCACAGUUGUUAGAGCUGAUGACCUCAAGGCAAGGAGCAAAAUGCACGCCUCAGAUGCUUUUGUUGUUUUAAAAAGGAACAUCUGGACACUUCUGUCUGCCCCAGUCGGUGAUUCACAAUUCCCUUUUUUUCUCUCUCUCUCUCUCUCUCUUUCUUUCUUUCUGGCCUCAGACAUUUGGGCUUUGAUUUGUUUGACAGCCUCUCCCCACUUGGAGCCCUCCAGUGAUAGGCUGGGCUGACUGGGUGUGAUGGGAGUUGUAGUCUUAAGCGAUCGAGAAUGACACUACUCUGGGUGUGAGCAUGUAUAGAAUAUGUACAGUGUGUCAGUGUGUGUCGGUGUGGCUCGGACCGGUUGGCACGGGUGACGAAGCAAACGCCGCAGACGUGUUGGGCCAGCCGUAGGCGGUUCUUCUCUGUCCUGCCCAAACUUAUGAAUAGUUUUGCUGUCAGAACUGGGGGCUCUCCCCGGCUCAUCUUCCUUGACGCCUUUUAACAACCUCCUGCCUCCAGCCAAGAUGCCGGACAUGAAUGUCUGCAUUGGUCAUCAGUGCCACGUUGCCUUAACCACUAGACCAGGAAGACCCCCACCCCUUUUGAGUGCGGUUGGCGGCUCUACCGUCAGCUCAGGGUUGGGGUCGCGGCGAGGCAGACAGCAGCCCCUUUCCCACCCCUGCAUUCCAAAGGCUUGCAUAAUAUUAAUGUUCAGUGUAUUUUUCUGUACUGUAUUUAAAUAUUUACACCAAGCGUUUUAUGGAGGGUCGGGCGGGAUGGCAUGGGGGAUGCACAAGGGGACAAGUAAGAGUUUGCUCCCCGCAAUGCUUGCAGAACGGUGACUAUGGGAAAAGGACCCGUAGCUGAAAAUGAAGGUGGUCGUAGAAGCCGUUGCUUGCUUGGAAAAAUUCAGGCCGCUGAGUGUUGUGUUCCUUGAGGGUCCUCCAGCUCAGGCAGUGUUCUCCAACCUGUGGCUUGGGUGAUGGGAAUUGUAGUCCUCCCUGUACAGGGAGGAAGGUUGGACCUAGAGUGGGAGGCUGAGAGGACCACAAGGAAGGCCUUUGUGGGGGGGGGGGAACCAAUUUUGGGCCUCUGGGAUGACAAGGCUUCUGUUUUUCCAGGCCAAACCAAAGAGGAAUAAACAUAUGUAGCACAGGU
Molecule: messenger RNA, 3932 nt
Organism: Python bivittatus (Burmese python)
Lineage: Eukaryota; Metazoa; Chordata; Lepidosauria; Squamata; Pythonidae
Source: RefSeq, a predicted model, not a curated record